Messenger RNA from Musa acuminata AAA Group (dessert banana), 3251 nucleotides. RefSeq names its product type IV inositol polyphosphate 5-phosphatase 7-like. The record is from RefSeq and is a predicted model, not a curated record. The transcript has 13 exons. Gene Ontology annotation, biological process: phosphatidylinositol dephosphorylation. Bases 777 to 2480 code for a protein of 567 amino acids. NCBI's taxonomy places the organism in Eukaryota, Viridiplantae, Streptophyta, Magnoliopsida, Zingiberales, Musaceae. Gene Ontology annotation, molecular function: phosphatidylinositol-4,5-bisphosphate 5-phosphatase activity; phosphatidylinositol-3,4,5-trisphosphate 5-phosphatase activity; inositol-polyphosphate 5-phosphatase activity.
CUGAAUUUUUGGGUUGAUAUUUAUAAGAAAUUACAUGUAUCAAAUCUUAAAAAUUGAAAGAGUAAAUAUGACAUUACAAAUAUUAGAAGGGUAUAUAUGCAAAAUAACCUACGACUUCCUUUUCCUUCUUCUCGGCUCAGGUUUUCGGGUAAGCCCCCAAAAAAAAAAAAAAAAACCUCGAGAGAAGUGGGGGAAGAGAGAAAGAAAGAGGGAGGUAAGCUAAAAGCGCAAUGCUCUCACUUUAUUCCCUUCGCUUCAAAUUGGAUACUUUGCUGUACUCCGAGAAGGAGGUUGAGGAGAAAGAGUGGUGUCUGUGAAUGUCCGCUUCAUUGCUUCCCCCAUUCUCCAUCGCUCUCUUCUUCUUCCGUCUAGUGCCGAGAUUUGUGUUUCUGUGUCCAAAGUCUGAUCUUUAUUGCUCCGAGGCUAUAGAUUGAAGUCCCAUUGGCGAAAGGAGAAGUUUUUCCUUUCUUUUGAGCUUUGGUUUGGAGUGGAUGGUCAGCUCCUGUUCACUUGUUGUGUUCUGCGAUGAACCCUGGAAUGGUGUACCUUCCUCGAGGGUGCUAACCGGUUCUCUUGUUUCUGCGGCUUCUUAGUUUUCCGAUCCAUCUCUGUGGGAAGAAGUUUGGAAUCGAUCUUUUUGUCGAAUAGCACUCGAGAAAAAGGUCGGCAUUUGCUGUUCUCCGUCGUUGGGAUCCAAAUCAGGGCGAGACUCCUGAAAGCGUAUAGGUGGGGAGAGAAACCAUCUCCCUGUGGCUGCAUGAGGGAGUGCUGAAACAAUGAGAGAUGAGAACUCGAUAAAAACCAAGCUAUCAUGGUCCAAGACGCUUGUUAGAAAAUGGUUCAACAUCAAGAGCAAACCUCAGGACUUCCAUGCAGACGAUGAUGUUGUUGUUGAAAGAGAAGGUGAUGGGGAAUGGCGGACCAACUUCACAGAGAGGGAGACAUGCACAGUUAAGAAAAGCAGAACAGAACGAUUGAACAAAAAGAAUUCAGAACGAGUUCAGCGAGGAAGAUUUGAUGUUGAUGUGGAUCAAGUUGCAGAUGUUGAGGACUAUAAAAUUUUUGUCUCGACAUGGAAUGUAGGUGGGAAAUCUCCACCAAAAAAUUUGAAUCUUGAAGAAUGGAUCCAUGCUUCACCGCCGGCAGACAUUUACGUUCUGGGAUUUCAAGAGAUUGUUCCUCUCAAUGCUGGAAAUGUUCUUGGUGCAGAAGACAAUCUUCCAGCAAAGAAAUGGUUGUCACUCAUUAGAAAGACACUGAACACUCUUCCGGGCACUUGUAGUUCCGGCAACUACAGUAUACUGUCCCCUCUUCCCGAUCCGCUUGUGGAGCUAGAUGCUGAUUUUGAGGGCUCCUCAACGAGGCAAAAGAAUUUAUCAUUGCUUCACCGACGUUCAUUCCAUUCCAUGAGUCGCAGUUUAAGAAUUGAUGGUGAUAUCAUGGCAAUGCAACCAAGGCUGGAUCGCCGGUUCAGUGUUUGUGAUCGGACAAGCAUUGCAAGCAGACCAAGUAAUUUUGAUCCCAGUUUUAGAUGUGGAGGUUCAUCUGAUGAUGAGAAACUUGGGGGAGAAUCUCCUUCGACAGAUAUUUUUUCACCAAUGUCUUAUGUCUAUGGUGCUCCACAAUAUUUGGAAGAAAGGGAGAGAUCAUCCCUCCGCUCUAAUUCCAGGUAUUGCUUGGUUGCAAGUAAGCAGAUGGUUGGCAUAUUUCUAACAAUUUGGGUGAGAAGCGAAAUAAGAGGUGAUGUGAAGAACUUGAAGGUUUCCUGUGUUGGCAGAGGAUUAAUGGGUUAUCUUGGCAAUAAGGGUUCAAUAUCAAUCAGCAUGUCUUUUCACCGAACAAGCUUCUGUUUCAUCUGUAGUCAUUUGACCUCGGGACAGAAAGAGGGGGAUGAACUACGGAGGAACUCAGAUGUGAUGGAAAUUUUAAGAAAGACUAGGUUUCCUCGGGUGCACAGAGUAUGUGAUGAGAAGUCUCCUGAAACAAUUCUUGAUCAUGAUCGUAUCAUAUGGCUUGGUGAUUUAAACUACCGCAUCGCUCUUUCCUAUCAGUCAGCAAAGGCUUUAGUUGAGAUGCACAACUGGAGAGCUUUGUUGGAAAAAGAUCAGCUUCGAAUAGAGCGCAGAUGUGGCCGUGUUUUCGAGGGAUGGAAAGAAGGAAGAAUAUUUUUUCCUCCAACCUAUAAAUAUUCAAAUAACUCAGAUAGAUACGCAGGGGAUGACACACACCGAAAAGAGAAGCGGCGGACACCUGCAUGGUGUGACCGCAUUUUAUGGUGUGGAAGAGGCCUUACUCAAUUGGCUUAUCUACAUGGAGAGUCUAGAUUCUCUGAUCACAGACCUGUAUACAGCAUUUUCACUGCAGAGGUAGAAAUUACCAAUCACAACCAAGUUACGAACAUGGGUUGCUCUAGCUCUCGGAUUGAGGUGGAAGAACUCUUGCCCUACUCACAUGGUUUCACAGAGUUCAGUUUCUACUGAGGUGGCUGAAGAAAAUCAAACAGAAUCAAGGUAGUUCUAUGUCUUUUGCCAAUAAUUAGCUUCUAAAUCUUUUAGUCUCAGCAACUACCAAAGGAAGAGGUGCUUAUUCUUUAUUUAAGUCAUUCCAAUACUUGAAGCAACUGCAUUCUUUGGAGCUAUAAAUUUUUUCUGUGAAUGGCUCAAAAGAACUCAUUCCUUUCUUGAACAAAAAAUUAAAUUCGAUUGUGGCAUUUUCGUAUUUGAAUUUUAGUCUACAAUUUUAGCUAAAAUCUAUAUUGUUGUUAUCCAUGGCUUCCCAGCAACCACCAGGGAACAAUCACAUCAUAGAAGUUACCUAAAGGGGAAAAAAAGUAUUUUGUGGCUGAACAACCAGUCAAGAGACAAGUCCAAGAACUUCUUUCUGUAAUAAUUGGCAACUAACAUUACAAACUAACCAGCUUACUUCACCUUUGAAAAGCAAGCAGUUUGACAGUUCAGUAGGUUGAUCAAAGGAAGAUGCCCAAACAAAGGGAACUAUUUAAGUCUACCAAAGGACUCCUGGGGAACUUGGGACCACCCUAGAACUGCCAAAUGGGUGUUAGCAUACUUCAAAUUUUGAUUUGUAAUUGUUCUGACACAGAGUGUAAGGAAUUUUUUUUUGUAGAGUGAGAGGAUUGAGUCAAACAACUGUGUAAACAGUACUUUCUGUUUUAUAUGGUGAAAAAAGGGAAGCUGAGUUCAGAAUGCACCCAAAUGCAACACUGAUAAAGGAGUGUAGCUACUAUAUGUUCA